AUAAUGUUAUUGCCUUAUAUUCCACGUGAUCAACUUGACAACUUGGCGAUUACACUUUCACUUGUGGCCACUAUCUAGGAAGCCAUGAUGUUUUAUAUGUUUUGUAAUUUUUGCAUGUACAUAUCUGUCAAGUAGUAGAUUAUUUCGAUGGCAUCUUGAGAAUGUGUUUUUGUUGAAUUUUUAUUUGAUUUCUCAUUUAUUUUUCUCUAAUUAACAUUUCACUAUGUGGAAAGUAAGAGAACUUGCAGAUAAAGUGACCAAUGUUGUAAUGAACUACACUGAAAUAGAGGCAAAAGUCAGAGAAGCAACGAAUGACGAUGCUUGGGGUCCCACAGGAGUACUUAUGCAAGAAAUUGCUCAGUCAACGUUCAUGUAUGAACACUUUCCGGAAGUGAUGACCAUGUUGUGGAAGAGAAUGUUGCAAGACAACAAAAAGAAUUGGCGUAGAACCUACAAGUCUUUGCUGCUGUUGAACUACCUUGUCCGCAAUGGCUCAGAACGUGUUGUCACAUCAGCGAGAGAGCACAUAUAUGAUCUACGAAGCCUCGAAAAUUAUACAUAUGUAGAUGAAUUUGGGAAAGAUCAAGGAAUUAACGUUAGGCAUAAGGUUCAUGACUUAAUAGAAUUUAUUCAAGAUGAUGAUAAACUAAGAGAAGAAAGGAAGAAAGCAAAGAAAAACAAGGAUAAAUAUGUUGGAAUGUCAAGUGAUGCCAUGGGUAUGAGGUUUGGAGGUGGAAUUGGCACUUGGGACGAAGGACCACAAUUCAACAAGAAGGACGAGUAUGCAGACUGGGAUCCGGACAAUAAUUGGUCAAACCCCAAAAAUAAGGGAAAAGGUUUUGACGAGACGUUCAACAACAGCGACGACAGCGAGGGCGAGGGUGGGGGAGGCGGUGGCGGGGGGCGGCAGCGACCGAACGAGUACAAGGACCAGGAGAGGGACAACGACAGCGUGGACUCGUCGGAGCAGCGCAAGGGCGCCAACCCGGGCGGCCAGUCGAACCACAGCACGCCCUCGCGCCCCGCCCGGCCCGUCAAGAAGAUCGACCUGGGGGCGGCGCUCCACUACGGCCGCGGCGCCGAGGGGCAGGCCACUCCCGCGGCGGGCGGCAGGACGCCGGUCGCUCCCGGCCCGGGGGACGACGACUUCGACCCCCGCGGGUCGGAGGGCGGCGCGGAGUUCAGCGACUUCAGCGUGGCGUUCCAGGGCCCCGAAACCAACAACGGCACAGUGACCACCAGCGAGUUUGCGGACUUCAGCAGCGCAUUCAGCGGCGCGAGCCCGGCGUCUUCCAACCCGCAGCAGUCUCUGUUUGGCUCCGCCGCGGCGAGCAGCGUCAUCCCGGGACUCCCCGCCGUGCCCUUCCCCAUUCACGCCGCGCCCCCGCCCGCGUCGCUCCCGCCCCAGCCGGCUGGCUUCUCCGCGUCGCCGUUCGCCAACGGCAGCAUCCCAGGUUCCGGGUUAUCUGCUGGCUCGAGUAACUCCAACACGGACUUGUUUUCGGACAUUGUGGGAGGGUUCGCUGCUCCGCCCACGCCCUCCGUGACCUCUCCAGCAGCAGCCUUCGGCGGCAGUGCCGGACUCUUCGGGCUCCUGGACUCAAACCUGAACUCUACAGCCUGCCAAGAGACAUCACCUUCCGUCGCAGAGCUGACCGCCCUUGCGAAGAGACUAGCGUCGAGCGAAGAGUGUGAUGUUGAGGCCCUGAAGCGUUUGCUCGCCGCUGUUGUGAGCGCACUGCCAGGCCCGUUCCUGCCGCAGAAGUUCACCGGGCAAGACUUGCACAAUCCUAGAGUCCACCGUUUCCUGACGUCACACUACAGCGCGACAGCCAGCCUGGUGGUGCGGUGGUUUGCCCACGAUUGGCCAAGUGACUUGACCGAGCUAGCAGAGAGAGUGUUGGCGGUGGACGGUGCAGGCUGCACGAUGUUUCAAGAGGCUCUGUCCGUGCUGUGCGAGUCUUUGAAGGACUGCGCAGGUCCCAGCUCCAAGAUGGAUUUCAUCGUCAGCGCUCUGGAAGGUGUCGUCAAGAGCGACGGAAUAGAAUCUGCAGUUCUCGAACAGUGUGGUGGUGGGAUGGUGGAUCCAUCGUGGCAGCAAACAGUGCAGAUGCUGGUGUCUCUACCUGACAGGGUCGCCAACAGUCUCGUCGGAGGCGUGCCCGAUGUGUUCACACACGACAACUUUUGUAAAUUAUUGUGUGUCCACGUGGCAAAGUGCUUCAGGUUCCUGUCAGAGGCAAGUGACUUUGGGCUGGAGUGUUCGAAUGUAGAGCCUCUGUCGUUGCUACUUAGCAAAGUGAUUCUAAUCUUUGGUGAUCACGGAAGAUCUGCUGGACUUAAGCAGCUCGUGAAAAUCUUGGAGGCGUGGACCGCGAGCGGAGCUCCGGCGGAAGUGGUCCGGCGAACAUUUCGAAUGUUGUCCCUUACCAGUGUUGAACCAGCGUGUGUGCUGGUGCUUCAGACGUGCGAGAACCCGGACUCGGCGAAGCGUUUGUUCGGGAGCGUGGUGGAAGACUUGCCGGCGUGGAAGUACGCGGUGUGCUCCAAGCUCACGCUGAUGAGCUACCGUGACUGGCGCGACCCCAGGCUCCUGCGUAACCUCGUGGGGACCCUGAGUGGCGACCUGGCCCGGGAGCUGCUGGGCCGGAUGCUGGCGGUGUGGUCGGACCGCAGCGGGCUGACGCACGCUCCUCUGGAGCAGCACGUCUACCUGACCCAGGCCGUCAUCCUGUGCCUGCAGAGCGUCGCCGGAACUCUGACGCCCGCGCAGCGGCUGGAGGUGGAGAAGAAACUUUUUGCCGGCGUCCCGGUUCAUUUGGAGUCGCAGCUGGAGGUCGUGCGUGCGAUCGGAAUGGCCACCGCGGAAAUUGUCACUUCGCUGCUGCACUCCGAGAUGGACGAUGACAGCCGGAAAUUUAAGUUCUCCCACGACAAGCUCUCUGCGAAGACUACCGAGUUGUUAUCUUCUCUGAAGUCUUUGGUUGCCACCAAUCCGCUGGAGAAAGUACAGAAAGAACAGCCAGGUGGAAGUGAUGACACUUCUAAUGCAGUGGGGAUGGCUGUUGAUCUUGACCUGUCUGAAGGUAAUAUUGUUGGCGGUGGACAAGGGAAGGAAGUGUCCAAGUACAGUUCUGGUGACGAGUUGUUACUCAUGCUGAGAGAACAAUGCUGUAGGCCACUUGUUGACAAGAAGGGCAGUCUAGGUGAAACAGCUGUAAGGAUCGUGGAGCCUACAGAGCGGCCUUCUUUUGAAUCUGGAAAGUCACGUGAUGACGCGGAACAACUUGACAGUGACGAUGACGAAGAUGAGAUGGCAGAGGAGACAACGCAGCCACCCCGGUACCUGCGAGACCUCAGGGACGGGCUGCUGGACACGGAGAAGCCCGGACGGUUCCGCGAGAGCCUGAAGGUCGCGGAGCAGCUAAUCGCGUCGCAGCUCCCCGGGGAUGACGAGAGCCUCGGCUUGGAGCUGCUGCAGAUACUCCUGUCGGCCCCGGACGCCGUCUACAUGCCCGACUUCAAGGAGCGCCAGUUCGCCGCGGCUGUCGCGGUCGUGUGCGCGUUCCCGCCUCACUGCGCGGAGUAUCUCGCCGCGGAGUUCAGCAAGGGAAGUCGAAGCUACACCGUCUCCCAGAUGCUGCUCAUGUUGGACGUCCUGACUUCCGCCGCCAGGAGUCUGGCCGGCAGGGACUCGCCCCGGAAAGGCGGCGAGGCGAGUCGAGAGGAUGAAGGAAGCACCACGACACGAAAGAAGAGAACUCCGGAGGAACUGCUGUUGGAAGAGAGUAAGAAAACGGUGCAAGAUAGAAUCGAGAGUCACACGCGGAGGUUCGGGUCGGCGAGGAAACGGCAGCAGCACGUGGAGUUCGUGAAUCGCUUCGCACCCGUGGCGGGCUCGUUCUUGUUCCCCCUGCUGCGUGGGUUCGCGAGGCUCAGGACGGACUACCGGGACGUGGGCUGCUUGCUGCUGGUCGCCGUGCUGCGCGCGGCAGCCGCGAUGCUGGCCUGCGCGGCCAACGGCCCGGUGGCAGCGCGUUUGGCCCGGGAGCUGCUGGAGUUCUGCCGGGGCUGCCGGGGUUCGGCCGAGGCCGAGGUGCGCGAGGCGGCCGCCGUGUGCGUGGGGGCCGUGGCCCUGAGUGUGCCGCGCUCCGCCCUCUCGCCCGAGCUGUGGGGCCAGCUGGCGGAGGCGCGGGCGUGGCUGGCCAGCACGGCCGGGCCGCUGGAGCCACACGAGGGGUGUCGCUCCGUGUCCGCUGCCGUGCUGGCGCUGCUCGACCACCGAGUCUUCAGCCUCUGAACCACACCUGGGACGUGUAGACUGUCUUUAUAUUCCAGCAGCUCUUUAAUCCUGGUUCAUAUUUCAACUGUUAUGUAGAAGUUUCGCUUUUUUUUUUUUUUUUAACUUUUUUUUUUUUUUAAACUUUUUUUCCUGUUUGCUGAUUAUCCUGCAGUGACUUUUCUCUAGGAUUUUGUAAUUUCCCGGUUUUUUUUAUCUCAUAGUGCAACAUAUAUAAAUUAUAUUUUUAACAAGGUGCGGACAUCUUAAUGCUGUUUAGCGUGUGUUUAGUAAUACAUUUGUUUGUGUGCUACGUGCAUGAUGUAACGGUAUUAAAUCAUAUUUACUCUGAUGGUUUUUUCCCUUAUUGAAUAGCUUUCAGUGUACAGAGGACUGCCAAUACAUGAUUUUUAAGUGCUAGUUCUUCAUUAGAUAAUGUUAGAACAUAAACUGUUCAAGAGAUAUGAUAGUUUAUAAAUGUAAGUUACCUAUGUAUGUUUGUAUGUACGUAUAGUGUUUCUCGUCCUUAGUUCGAAUUGUGCUUUUAAUGGGCUCUGUUGUUAGCACUCUCCUUGAUACAGUCUGCUAUGUGGCCAGAUAUACGCCAUAGAGUGCAAAAAAUUUAGACACAACUUUAUAAUGUAAUGAAAAUUUAUUAAAAUGUAUCUGAAUCACAUGUUGUAAAGGAAAAUUUGGAAUAAGAAAUUCAUAAAUACAUUUUUGUGUUGUAUUUCAUCAAAAGCAUCAUCUGAUGAAUUUACAUUUUUACUUCUAAGGAGACGUAACUGAAAGACGCCAUACUGGUUUCAACCAUUUUUGUUAAAAAAUAUUUUUACAUUAUUUAAUGUUACAAAUUUUUAGGUGCUGUUUGGGCAUAGCUUAUAAUUAAAUGGAAUCUCUGUUUGUAGUGACUGACUGCGACAAAUAGUUUCUCCUGUUAAAUAAUAGUUGGUGUUAAGCAUUGAGCAAUUUUUUUCUUUCAGAAAUCACAAUUGUAAUGAUUCUGUCAUUAUAUAAUAUUAUAUGGUCUUAUAAAAAUCAAUGGAUAGUAAAAUAUAAAAAUAAUAUAUUACUUGUAAUUAGCAAUGGUAUACAAAAUAAUAUUUUUAAUGUUAAAAAGCCAGGCACUAUGAAUCAGGCAAAAAUGGGUGCCAUUUAUUCUGUACUGUAAACCAAGCAUGACAGAGACACUAUAGUAUUGCAUUCUGUUAGUGUAAAAUAGAUUACAUUAUUCGUUUUAAAAAAAAUGUUUUGAAGUUAUUUAUUCACAGUUGCUACAAAUAUUAAUUUAGUUCUUUAAAAUACAUAUUUGUGAAAAGUUUUUUAAUAUAUGUCUUCAGCAUUUUUUUAAUAAAGUGAAAAUUUUCCAAAUUUUAGGUUUUUAAUCUCUGAAAGGAAAUAUUUUAAACACAUUUAAGAAAUUAAAUGAUGUGAUAUCACUCAAAACUAUACACAGUUUUAAUUAAAUCUAUUAACAGAAAUUUUAGUUUAUAAUCACUUCAUUGUGAAAAAAGUUAAUUAAUUAAGAACAAGUAAUUGUGUGUGAAAAAUUACUGAGACAUGUAAUAAUAGUGAGUUUGGUCAGUGCUUAGCAGGAGGGGAACUGUUGUGUGUCACGUGAUAAAUACUGAACCAAAGAAACUUUUACAAGUAGGAUUUAUUAGUGUGUUGCAUUGUAUUGUUAGGAAAGAGCGCUUAAUAUGAAAUAUAUAACUCGGUUCACAUAAGAGAAAUUAUAGUGUUUUUAUUUGGGCUAUGUGCAUCAGCUAACUGGCAAGAAGUAGGUAAGAAGUUAUGCACUUGUAAUGGUUUGGGCUUUAACUUACUUAUCAGGUGAUUGCAGCAUGCUGCAACUACUAAGACACGGGUAAGCAUCUCUAUGACAUCACUCAACCAACCAGUCCCAAUUGUGUUACGAAGAAAUUACAUUUAUUGUCUGAUAAUACCAUAGAAUAUGCAAAUCCUAUUCUGUAGUUUGCUGGUUCCAGUUCAUUAAACAGCAAAGUGAGUGUUUUUUCUACAUGCAGUUAAACUUUUUUGGUACCUAUGUUUUUAUCGAAUGUUUUUUUUUUUUUUUACAGAGCUGUGUAAUGUAAUAAGACUACAAUAUCAGAUUUUUAUCACCCUACUCAUUGUGUAGAAUGAGCAGACUUUAGGGAAACAUUUUUUAAUCUUAUUAAUUCAUCCUUUAAGAAAUGAGAACAGUGUUUAAACUAUUGGUCAAUGUUUUUAAAUGUCCUAAAUGUAAUUGGCAAUUAGCUAACAUUAUGUAAAUUGUGGCAUUAGUGUAUUGAUAAUUUGAUCAGCCGUGAGUUGUUGCAAAAAGUUAAUUCGAGUCUCUUUUUGCUACCUGUUGUCUGAGAGUAGUCUGUUGUAAAAUUUCUGUGUGGCAUAACAUGUAGGACACCCAUUAGUGUUAUUAUUUUUUUAAUUUGAGGGUCCACAAGCAACAGGUGCUAAGGUGGGAAAAGGUACUGUAACAGAAAAGGAAAAUUGCUGUUAAAGGAUAAUGUAUCUGCAAAACCUGUUCAUAGGGAACAAACUUUAUUUUUAUUUUGUUGUCAAGCCUGUUGUAGACAAUGUCAUAGCAGUGCUGACCAUGCUAUACCAUUUUGUUCUAUCUUACAUAAAAAAGAAAAUUUUUUAAUGUAUGAUUGUUUAGAC
This is a messenger RNA of Bacillus rossius redtenbacheri, 6943 nucleotides long. RefSeq names its product telomere length regulation protein TEL2 homolog (gene lqfR). The transcript has 10 exons. Gene Ontology annotation, molecular function: clathrin binding; phospholipid binding. Gene Ontology annotation, cellular component: endosome; clathrin vesicle coat; plasma membrane. NCBI's taxonomy places the organism in Eukaryota, Metazoa, Arthropoda, Insecta, Phasmatodea, Bacillidae. Bases 224 to 4300 code for a protein of 1358 amino acids. The record is from RefSeq and is a predicted model, not a curated record. Gene Ontology annotation, biological process: endocytosis.